AGAUCCACUCAGUCUCUGGUCCGUGAUGUAAUCGAUACUACCCUCAGAUACAAGGUUUAUACGACUCUCUGCUCCACAUGCGCGAUGGUGUCGGGAAUUAUCUCCGCUGCUUCAACAAAUACCUCGCUGUACUGUCAGCGUCAAAGACAAAGAGUAUCAACGAAGUUAGUUGUUACUUGAGCAAGCAAUCUUUUCUCUUCGCGAUCAAUCAGGCCUGGUUGCGUCAAAGGCCACCACGUUUUUGCUGCUCUGCCGUAAAGCUACCCGUCUCCUUUGCAUUCACUCAAUGAUUUCUCAUUUUCAUUCCAGUGGCUGCUGACGGCAGUGUUUAGCCAAGGAAAGGCUCCUGAUCGCUACCGGACAGGCACCGAAUCUGUAGCCGAAAUGCUGACCGAAGAAGAACAGCUGUUCGAAUUGAAGCAGUUGAUUAACAAUAACAGACACCCGAUAUGUCAGGCAUUGAGCAGCAUUCGAGACGUUCUAGCCAGCAUGGAGAUGUCAUUGACCGCCGAGGAUAGAGAGGAAUUGCUGAAGACUCACCUUCUGAAAUCCGAGGCCAUUGACAAGUUGAUCGACAAGAUACAACGCCUGGACGAUGUCAACGCGUACCGUGCGUUCCUCAGAGCUGCGGCACGGAACAACCCGGGAAGGCUCUUGGAAGAUUUUGGCUGGAACAAAAAUACAUUCUUCAGGAAUACCGUUGGAGAAAUUUAUUAUUUGGACAUGCAGUUGUGCGAUCUCUCGCCGAAUCACCGCGCAAAGCAACUGGUAUGCUCUGAGAUGACUUGCAAGCAGAAUCCGCUGCUGGUGACAACUUGGAGAGACCUGGCUGCCAAGUGCUGUGAGCGGGAGCCGCCACCGGAUGUUCAGACUGCCGAGCAGUUCUGGGAGUGGUGGACGACGCUCGCCCGGAGGCCAACCAUACACGACCUGAUAGGCGGUCUAAGGCAGAUCGAUCAUGUUGCUCUGGCUCAGGUGCUGUGCAGUGAAGACAUGUUUGACCUGCAAUAUGUUCCGCCGGCACUUCCGAGAGGUACGCACGACCUGAUCCGGAAUGAGAUCUACGUCUCCACAGAAAGAGAAAAAAGAGAGUGGUCUAAAGUCAUCCGUACCUGCGACAGUGAACGCAUUGGCCUUUCAGGCGAAGUAAUGAUCAGCGUAACCAUAAAUGCCGUGCAGAUUUCUCCUAUCCACCUUGACAAAUUGUGGGUCAGCUGGCCUCUGCAACACCUGCGGGAGUACGGUGUAAAUAGCGGAGACUUUGGCAAGCAAGUCCUGACGCUCGUGCUGGGUCGAGCAAGUGGAGAGUUUGGUGGCACAUUCAAGUUUCAAGUUUCUGACGAUACGCUGAAAAACGUGAUAACGAGCAAUGCCGCCAAGCAUGCCAGGCUUGUCAGACAAGCUGCACCUGCGCUAGCCGUACAAGCCGUUGACCCUGGGAUAGGCGAUGUCAUCUAUCAACGCUGCUCUGGGAUGCCUCGCUGGGAUGCAAGGCCACAUUCUAGGCGACUGUCAGCUACGGAUACUCCGCCAAAGCGCCCACUCGGAGAAAUUAGAUCCUGCUCCUCACCCAAGCUGUCUCGUAGUGUCUUUCCCCUGCAACCCAGUACAGCUGCGGCACCUCCCCUUCCUCCGAGGCCAGACCGCGGCUCUCCUCGACCGCCUCCCCGACCUCCAAAGCCAUGAUCAUGAAUAAUUAUGGUGUAAGGGCAAUCUAUUGCCAGGGUAUUUUGGCACUUGAUUUCGUGCCCCCCCCCCCCCCCCCAACAGACACUGUUCUUACACUGGUCAUGCCUUGUAAUGCAUGCAGAGCUAGAUGCGACUCAUCAGUCUUGGUCCUGCUGAGCAACUGUCAUCACAUGAUGCAUUCAACUCGGGCGGACAGGUAAUAUCGCUUCGGCAAAACCUUACACAGGAUUAACACUUUGUCGGCAAACCGGGUGCGCAUUUCCCAUACGGGCUGUACAACAUACCACCGUCUGCAGUUGUUCCUGGUUUGCUUGUAGUGUGCAGGGAAUGAUCACACAGUGGCUACAACGUGCUGCUUCAGGCAAUACAUGUUUGCAAAUUGUCACAUGUUGUUGUGUCUUGGUCCCAGUGUCGCCUAGAUAAGAAUGUCUGCUGCCCACUUUGCGAAUACAAUAGUGCGACUCUCAUGUUGUCAAUGA
Sycon ciliatum is the source of this 2168-nucleotide messenger RNA. RefSeq lists its product as uncharacterized. The transcript has 7 exons. The record is from RefSeq and is a predicted model, not a curated record. Lineage: Eukaryota; Metazoa; Porifera; Calcarea; Leucosolenida; Sycettidae. The coding region runs from base 385 to 1686 and encodes 433 amino acids.